This is a messenger RNA of Dichomitus squalens LYAD-421 SS1, 510 nucleotides long. RefSeq lists its product as uncharacterized. The coding region runs from base 1 to 510 and encodes 169 amino acids. NCBI's taxonomy places the organism in Eukaryota, Fungi, Basidiomycota, Agaricomycetes, Polyporales, Polyporaceae. The record is from RefSeq and is a predicted model, not a curated record. The transcript has a single exon.
AUGGCUGCGUCUGCGGGCGCCAGAUCCCCCAGAAGACGCACUCAAUCUAGGCGCUCAUCUCCCGCCGGCAAACUCUGGUCGUCGUCCUCGCCCUCGCCGUCCCAGCCAUCGCGUCCGACGUCGGAGUGUCGCCUACGCCAACCCCGCCCGACCUGCUCAGACGUCCCUGGCGCACCCUGCCGCCCCUCCCCGCCGCUUCCGUACAAUCCUCGGCAAUCGACGAUAUUAGGUCCCGCUUCUCGUCGCCACGUUUCACCCCCUAUCGCGCCCGCAUUUGCUCUGCCGGAAGCUGUCUCUACCGAAAUGAAGGACGACCACCGAUCGACGCUCCAGCUCGGCUCAUCUUUCUCACCUCCCGUCCCUUCCCCGCCCCCGCCCCCCGUCCCCGCCCCCGCCGCCCCUCGUCCCGCCCUCGGUCAUCCCACUCCGCUCACUCAGCCCUGCCCCGCUCUCCGACCAACACCGCCGCCCCGCCCACCGCGCCAGCGCCCCCAAGGUCGCGUCCUAUAA